Molecule: messenger RNA, 2016 nt
Organism: Entelurus aequoreus (snake pipefish)
Lineage: Eukaryota; Metazoa; Chordata; Actinopteri; Syngnathiformes; Syngnathidae
Product: fibronectin type III domain-containing protein 4-like
Exons: 7
Coding region: 306-1004 (232 amino acids)
Molecular function (GO): protein binding
Source: RefSeq, a predicted model, not a curated record
CGUGCAGCUGUAGGUUGUGCGCGUCUCUCCAUUUUCCUCCAUAAACAUAAACCGACUGCUGUGUUUUUUUUGCACCAAUCCAACCACCUGCAGCCCUGCGGCAAUAAAUAAUCGGCCGCGGUCGACGCCGAGCGCGAUCCACCUGUUUGCGUCGCCGUGAUGCUCUUCUUGCUGAGACGAUGCUGAGCUGAUCCGCGGUGAUCUUGCGGAGACGCGUCCAAUAAGCGGCGGGUGGUGGAAGCCCGGAGGAGAGAGGAGCGCUGGGAAGGAUCCGGACGUGUGCGCCGCACUGCCAGGAGGAGGUGAUGCCCGCGUCUUCUCACCUGGACCCCGCCGGGCUGGUGCUCCUGCUGCUGCUGCUGGGUGGCUGGGCGGUCGGAGGAACUGUGCCAGCUGCCCCGGUGAACGUGUCGGUGACCCAAUUAAGAGCCCACUCAGCCAUGGUGACCUGGAAUGUCCCCCAAGGAGACACAGUCAUUGGCUAUUCCAUCUCGCAGCAGAGACAGGACGGCCUGAUGCAGCGCUCCAUCCGGGAGGUGAACACCUCAAGCCACUGGUGUGUGCUGUGGGAUCUGGAUGAGGACACACACUACAGCGUGCAGGUGCAGUCCGUCGGGCCGCACGGCGACAGUCAACCAAGCAGAGCCCUCCACUUCAGGACAUUGGAAAGAAGUGACCACUAUCCGGCCGGAGUUUUGGACCACCAUGAGCCGGCCAUGGAGGGUUUGGGUAUGACACCUCACCUGCAAACUGGAGAGCUGCUCAUCAUCACGACAGUGCUGCUGCUUUGGGCAGCGGUCAUCGCCCUGUUCUGCCGCCAGUACGAGAUCAUCAAGGACAACGACUCAAGUGGGACCAGGGAGAAAACCAAGAGGCCGCUUGUCCAGGCUGCAUCCUCCUACUACAACGCCUCAGCCCCGAGCUCGCCAAUCUACCACAAUGGCGACAUCCACAGCGGAAGGCUUCACAGAGCUUCCUCCUCCAUCAGCAUCAUUCGAGUCUGAGAGGUCGGCUUCGGGGUCAGCGGGGUCUAUUUCAGAGUAAAACGUGGACAAAACAAGCAACACUUCUCAACUAAUAAUACCUGGCCGUCCCGGAGAGAAGAUAAGCUGCUGCCAUCUUGUGGCAAAAGACUUCAAUGGUUCGACGUGUGCUGAUCAAAAUGGACGCGGCAGAGGUUUUGCUUUUCCCGCUGGUUGACGUCACCCUCACUUCCUGUUUCCGGUUUUACUUUCCCGCUCGUUCACGUCAACGGCUUCUGACUGCGCAGACGCGGAAGUAGGUUUGUUUCCACCAUUACUUCCAUAGACAUGUUAUAAGGAGACGCAGCAUUGGCUGCUGUGACGCGAGAUAUUCGGCCGCCAUCUUGAAGUGGUGACGAGGAGCCGGCGAGCAGCCUAAAUUGACAGGUGACAGGCAGAAAACAAAGAUGCCGGGCUGGUGUUCAGCGUUUUCCUGCUCAAAUGAGCGGUCUGUUGAAAAUAGGAAUCGGGGGAUUACUUUUCACAAGUAAGAUUGAACAUUAACGUACUAUUGGUUGUAUUUUGUGAAAAUAAUAUUACCACAGAGUUGAGAAGGAGCAAAGAUCUUUAAUAGGGAUGUCCGAUAAUGGCUUUUUUGCCGAUAUCCGAUAUUAUCCAACUGUUAAUUACCGAUUCCGAUAUCAACCGAUACCGAUAUAUACAGUCGUGGAAUUAACACAUUAUUAUGCCUAAUUUGGACAACCAGGUAUGGUGAAGAUAAGGUCCUUUAAAAAAAAAAUUAUUAAAUAAAAUACGAUAAAUAAAUUAUAAACAUUUUCUUUAAUAAAAAAGAAAGUAAAACAGUACAAAAACAGUUACAUAGAAACUAGUAAUUAAUGAAAAUGAGUAAAAUUAACUGUUAAAGGUUAGUACUAUUAGUGGAGCAGCAGCACGCACAAUCAUGUGUGCUUACGGACUGUAUCCCUUGCAGACUGUAUUGAUAUAUAUUGAUAUAUAAUGUAGGAACCAGAAUAUUAAUAACAGAAAGAAACAA